Messenger RNA from Epithele typhae, 396 nucleotides. RefSeq lists its product as uncharacterized. The transcript has a single exon. The coding region runs from base 1 to 396 and encodes 131 amino acids. NCBI's taxonomy places the organism in Eukaryota, Fungi, Basidiomycota, Agaricomycetes, Polyporales, Epitheliaceae. The record is from RefSeq and is a predicted model, not a curated record.
AUGGGGUCGAUCGCGAAGAAGAACAAGAAAGCGCGCGGUCCUACCACACCUGCCGGCGCCGUCGCGUCAACCUCGUCCACCGUUCACGCUUCGAGAGACGUCAUGUUCCCCCGCGUGCGCGUGGACGAGUUGGAUACGCUUGGAAUACGCCACCAGGGCGAGGGCGCGGACGCCGCUGCGUGGUUCUGUGCGGAGUUCGGGCUCGACGCGGACGACGCGGAGGUGCUGCGGCGGGUCGGCUUUCGGGACGACGCGCGGAUCGAGGCGGUCGCGCGCCGGGCGGGGGAAGGCACGAUGAACAUGCUCAUGGAGGGGCUCAAGGAGGAGGGCAUGUCGUGUGCGGCGCGGUUGCUCGUUAGAGAGGGCUUUUACGAGAGAGCUGCACGACACGCUUGA